CAUAGCUCAAGGGACGCGGUAUUGGAGUGAGGACAGGACACAUCCUUUUUCAAAGACACUGCAGCUGCGCAGAAGCAGUACAGCUCAUAUACCAGUGGCUUCUGCUUAGAUAAAACGUCAUUAAACUCAGUUUCACUCAUCUCACCAGCAUCUUUCAACAGGGUGGGGGAAGGUUCUACAGUAGUACCAAAAAGAAUUUCCUUGCAAGAAUCCUUUCAACUCUAUCUUGGAUCUUCUCAAUCCCCACCGACAAAGCUUCAACUCUAAAGCAAAAGAGAAAAAGAGAACAACUAAAGUUCAGACAGACAGACAGAUACCAGUAGUACAUAAAAUAUAGAUAAUAAAUAAAGCCUUCCUUACAGGAACAAGGUAGGGAGUGUUCUUUGCCUGCCAUUUUCUCCUCCUCCGCAAAAAUCAAUCCCACUGAACUUGCUGGCAAAGGAAAUAGAAAUGGGAGAUUAUAAGGGAGUAAGAGUAUCUUGUUUUAUGUUGGUGAUGCUGCUUGUAAUCUGCACCAAUGGAGAAGACGCAUACAGGUUCUUUACUUGGAAUGUCACCUAUGGUGAUAUCUACCCUCUUGGAGUGAAACAACAGGGGAUUCUGAUAAACGGCCAAUUUCCGGGGCCACAAAUUGAAUCCGUGACCAACGAGAACUUGAUCAUUAAUGUUUUCAAUAGCUUGGAUCAACCCUUUCUAAUCUCUUGGAAUGGCGUGCAACAAAGAAGAAAUUCAUGGCAGGACGGAGUGUACGGUACCAACUGCCCCAUCCCUCCUGGGGGGAACUUCACCUACACUCUUCAAGUGAAGGAUCAGAUAGGCAGCUACUUUUACUUCCCAUCUCUUGCCUUGCAUAAGGCAGCAGGAGGAUAUGGUGGCUUCAGAAUUUUUAGCCGCUCUGUUAUUCCUGUUCCUUUCCCGCCUCCUGCUGCUGAUUACACCAUUUUGGCAGGUGACUGGUACAAGAAAAACCAUACUGACUUGAAAGCAAUUUUAGAUAGCGGUAGUGAUCUUCCCUUCCCAGAUGGCCUACUUAUCAAUGGUCGUGGUGCAAAUGGAUACACAUUUACUGUUGAUCAAGGCAAGACUUACAGGUUUCGCAUAUCCAAUGUUGGGCUUACAACAUCCAUCAAUUUCAGAAUCCAGGGGCACAAAUUGCUGUUAGUAGAGGUUGAAGGAACUCACACGCUACAAAACACUUAUGAUUCCCUUGAUAUUCACUUGGGGCAAUCCUACUCCGUGUUGGUUACUGCUGAUCAACCGGCACAAGAAUACUACAUUGUUGCCUCAACCCGUUUCACCUCCCAGGUGCUUGCCACAACAGCAAUUCUUCGUUAUAGUAACUCAGCAGGAACCGUUUCUGGUCCUCUUCCCGGGGGCCCAACUACUCAAAUUGAUUGGUCUCUUGAACAAGCCCGUUCUAUCAGGCGGAACCUCACAGCUAGUGGACCAAGACCGAAUCCUCAAGGCUCAUACCACUAUGGACUGAUCAACACCACGCGUACAGUUAGACUUGCAAGCUCUGCUUCUAUUAUCAAUGGCAAGCCGAGGUAUGCUGUCAACAGUGUUUCCUUCAUCCCAGCUGACACCCCACUUAAACUUGCUGACUACUUCAACAUCUCUGGAGUAUUUUCCCUUGGAAGCAUUCCAGAUGGUCCGACUGGAGGUGGCGCUUACCUCCAAACUUCUGUCAUGGCUGCUGAUUUUAGAGGUUAUGCUGAGAUUGUUUUUGAGAAUCCAGAAGACACUCUGCAAUCAUGGCACAUUGAUGGUCACAACUUCUUUGUUGUGGGGAUGGAUGGGGGUCAGUGGACGCCGGCAAGCAGGUUAACUUACAACUUGAGAGAUACAAUUUCGCGUUGCACUGUUCAGGUGUAUCCAAGGUCAUGGACUGCAGUCUAUAUGCCUUUGGAUAAUGUGGGGAUGUGGAACGUAAGAUCGGAGAAUUGGGCUCGCCAAUACCUAGGCCAGCAAUUCUAUCUCCGUGUCUACUCCCCUGCAAAUUCAUGGAGGGAUGAAUAUCCGAUCCCAAGGAAUGCUCUUCUAUGUGGUCGGGCGGUAGGACAACGCACGUGAAGCAAAAAUGAUUGAUUGGAGAGGAACUGUCAGAACUCAUGAUUCUGCAGUGGUUUGGCCGGAGGAGACAAGAUAUAUCUGUAGACUGUAUUGUAUUGUAUUGUAUCGUUAACGGUGCUCUAACAAUUAGGCAAGGCUUAACUCGAGCCACGCACCUUCAUCUUAUACUUGACUGGUUCAGUUUUUUGUUUCGCAUUAGGGGAUUGUUGUCAUUACAGAAAUGAUCAUCGUCUUUUUGAUGUGAAUUUAAAACAACCUGAGUUCUAUAACUUAGUCAAAGUAGUGCUUCGUUUA
Molecule: messenger RNA, 2367 nt
Organism: Theobroma umbraticum
Lineage: Eukaryota; Viridiplantae; Streptophyta; Magnoliopsida; Malvales; Malvaceae
Product: L-ascorbate oxidase homolog
Molecular function (GO): oxidoreductase activity; copper ion binding
Source: RefSeq, a predicted model, not a curated record